Molecule: messenger RNA, 1120 nt
Organism: Penaeus monodon (black tiger shrimp)
Lineage: Eukaryota; Metazoa; Arthropoda; Malacostraca; Decapoda; Penaeidae
Product: probable 26S proteasome non-ATPase regulatory subunit 3
Exons: 8
Coding region: 80-1120 (346 amino acids)
Biological process (GO): ubiquitin-dependent protein catabolic process
Cellular component (GO): proteasome regulatory particle, lid subcomplex
Source: RefSeq, a predicted model, not a curated record
UCAAGCCACCGGGUUUGUUGUCAUUUGAGAGGAAGCUUUUGUGCGUCGGUGAUCCUCGUUUCGAAUUUUGUCGGUGAAAAUGACGGUAGAGGCGAUGGAAGUAACUACAAAUGACAAGGAGAAAGAGAAGGAGAAGGAGACCGAGACAGAAAAGAAAGAUCCGGAUACAUUAUCGCUGGAAGAUUUAAAGGAGCAGAUACGCCUGGUUGAACGCAGCAUUGUGAGCAAAGAACCUAGGUUUGUCCUUCGUGUGCUGCGAGCACUCCCUGCUACAAGGAGGAAGCUUACCCCCAAUGUACUCCGCUCCCUUGUGGCUACUUACUAUGGGCGACCAGAGAACAAGCAGGAGAGGGAGUCCAUCCUCCAGUUCAUUGAAGAGCCUAUGGACACAGAGGCACCUCCACAAGCCAACUUGGGGCGUCAGCGUAGCCAGUUGGUGCUAGAGGUCGAUGUCUAUAUCCAUCUCUUGGUUCUACUGCGACUUCUGGAUACCAACAGCAAUUCAGAUGCUAUUAAGUGCUCAGAUCUGUUGAUGAACAAAGUGACAUCAGUAAACAGGCGCACCCUUGACUUGCUGGCUGCACGCUGUUAUUUUUAUCACUCACGAGCUUAUGAAGUUAACAGCAGACUGGAUGAAAUAAGAGGAUUUUUGCACCAGCGUCUGUGCCAGGCUACUCUCCGCAAGGACCAUGAAGGACAGGCUGUCCUUAUCAACUGUCUCCUGCGCAACUAUCUCCACUACUCCCUCUACGACCAGGCACAGAAGCUGAUUGUCAAGCUUGAGUUUCCUCAACAGGCCAACAAUAAUGAGGUAGCACGGUACCACUACUACAUGGGUCGCAUCAAGGGUAUCCAGUUGGAGUACUCAGAGGCUCACAAGCAUCUCAUUCAGGCUCUUCGCAAAGCUCCACAGCAGACAGCUGUAGGCUUCAGACAGUCCGUACAGAAGUUGGCAGUAGUAGUGGAACUCCUGCUUGGUGAUAUCCCAGAGAGACAGAUUUUCCGUCAGGCCAUCAUGCGCAAAGCUCUGGCUCCUUAUCUCCAGCUGACACAGGCUGUUAGGCUGGGUAAUUUAGUGCAUUUUACAAACACACUCAAUGAAUAUAAGUCUAAAGGGUAA